Gavialis gangeticus (Gharial) is the source of this 2541-nucleotide messenger RNA. It is a transcript of the gene SACK1A, whose product is annotated as family with sequence similarity 83 member A. The transcript has 4 exons. Gene Ontology annotation, biological process: epidermal growth factor receptor signaling pathway. The record is from RefSeq and is a predicted model, not a curated record. Lineage: Eukaryota; Metazoa; Chordata; Crocodylia; Gavialidae. Bases 838 to 2163 code for a protein of 441 amino acids.
UGAUCAGAGUUGGCAGCUCUGUGAUGCCUUCAUCCCUGUUAGCCGCCUGUCGGUAUUCCCACCUUGCGCCAAACUAGAGGCUUGUUUGAUUCGUUUUUCUUUUCACACUAAUGUGAACAAGCUUGAAGAAAUACUUUGGUACAGCCCCUAAAAUACUGGUUAUGCAGAGUUGUCAAGUUCAGUCAUGUUUUUAAGCUUUUCUUUUCUCCUUUGUUUUUUUUAACCGCCUAUCAUGAUGGCAUCUAGGGGCAGUCACCGGUCAGUGUUGUUUUGAAGUUAUGGGCAAAUUGAUGUCUGUCUUCACGUUAAGCGUAUGUGGUGUUUUGCUCCAUGCCACCUGCUGUAGGAAGUUAGGAGCCUCAAGCUAUUUUCAAAGUUGUGCAACAGCUUUUGGAAACAGACUUGCUUCUUUUUUGCCUGAGUGCAUCCUUCACACACAGCUUUUCAGAGAACGGCUGCAAGAUGGGGAAAUCAAAAUCGAGCAGACAGACCUGACAACUGAAGGUGAAAUCCUUCAUAUGCCCUGGGGGCAGGGUGUGUGCCUCAGAUAAGCGAAUUAAUCAGCUUUAAACCUAUGCUCCAUCUGGAACCUAAUGGUUAAGAACAGCUGCAAACUGACAGCUUCAUCAUUUGGAUGCACUUGUACCAACAAACUCGGAGGGAGAUUGUGGUGCCGAUUUGCUGCAGGUAUUGAGGAUGGUUUAUUUUUCUUAGCAAAUUAUUCCUCGACGAAAGGGAAUCUGCAGCUUGGAAAUGGGAACCUCACUCAUCCCUUCAUUCUAGCAUGUGUGCACAGCGUUUGCCAUUGGCGUCCAGUGCCUGUGGAGAGGAAGAACCAUGAGCCGCUCAAGAUACACGGGCAAGAUCAGGAAGCGCUUGGAGGAGGUCAAGAAUCAGUCAAUCCGGUUGACAAAAGCAGAUUUCAGCCACAACGAGAGUGUGAGAUUAGCCACUGACGCUCUCUUGGAUGGUGGGACUGAAGCAUAUCUCAAAACCUUGAGCGAAGAAGGGGAGGUGGAUUUUCUAUCUUCUGUGGAAGCUCAGUACAUUGAGAAACAUGCCAGGGAGCCAUACUACGCUAACGAAUCUCACACAGAUGGUGAAGUUGGGCCAAGACAGAAUGAUGCUGGCUCUCUCCCAUCAGGAACCUACUUCCCUAUGAUCUCUGAGAGCAGUGAGCCAGCCCUGCUUCAGCCAUGGGUUACAGCCGAGAAGCCCUAUCUCAAGGAGAAAUCCAGCGCCACUGUGUACUUCCAGACAGACAAGAACAGCAACAUCAGAGACAUCAUACGCCGCUGCAUCACCAAGACAAGUCAGGUACUGGCUAUCGUGAUGGAUAUUUUCACUGACACCGAGAUAUUCUGUGAUGUGCUAGAGGCUGCUCACAAACGAAGUGUUUUUGUCUUCCUGUUGCUUGAUCACAACAAUAUAAAGCUCUUCACUGAGAUGUGUGACAAAGUGCAGAUUACUGAGGAUCACUUAAAGAAUAUUUCAGUCCGAAGUGUUACCGGAGAGAUUUAUUGCGCCAAAUCAGGCAGGAAAUUCUCAGGGCAAAUCCAAGAAAAAUUCAUUAUAUCUGACUGGAGAUAUGUUCUCUCUGGAUCGUACAGCUUCACAUGGUUGUGCGGCCAGGUUCACCGAAACUUCCUCUCCAAGUUCACUGGUCAAGUUGUUGAGCUCUUUGAUGAAGAGUUUCGACACCUUUACACUUUGUCUAAGCCAGUGAUGGGGCUGAGAUCUGCGACUCAUACACUGCCCUUCGUGCUGAACAAGAGCUGCACCACUCAACGUAGCCUCACUGACAGCAGCGACCGGGGAAGUGCCCACACUCCUUCAGAUCCUUUCAGCAGCUUGUCAGCCUCCAGCACACGUCAGACCAAAGAACCCCUGAAAACUCCUGUAUUCAGCAGCAACUCAACAUCACAAUCCCCAAUACACAGAGUUAACUCUUUCCAUGGCUACACAUCUUUUAUGUCACCACCACCACCACGCAAGACCAUCCAGGCUAACUACUACCCAUGGCAUUAUGUCAUGGAUACCCCAGCAGUCCUUUAUAACAAUGCUAACAUCUACAGACCUGUAAGACUCAGACAGGAGGAUGCAAACAGGUCACGGUUAAAUUCAGUUUGGAGAAGCAUUCAUAAAACUAACCUGAUUACAUAAUAACCAUCAUCUUUUGUAUUGCCAGCAAAUGUACUGAAGAGUGAAGACCUAUUUUAGCAACAGCUUGUGUAAUGAACACUUUCAUAUAAAAUGUACAUAGAACACAAACCAAGGAUAAUUUCAUGACUGCUUUUCUCUUGUUUCAGAUGUUCAGUUCAAAUGGAUAAUGAUGUAUGGCUCAAAGUAAAAAAACGCCAAGUCUGCUAGCACUUAAGCCUUGCAUGCAUAAUGAUCCUGUUUAGGAACAAAUCUAGCAAUGUUGUUUAAGCAUGUCAGUCACAAUCAUCUGCCCUUGGAUAAUGGUUUCAUGGAUCAAUGGGUUUAGGUGGUUGUGUUUUUCACAUUGUAAGCCCACUGGAAGUGGAUUAAAUCAUGGUU